Durusdinium trenchii is the source of this 1637-nucleotide messenger RNA. NCBI's taxonomy places the organism in Eukaryota, Dinophyceae, Suessiales, Symbiodiniaceae. The record is from the annotation of a GenBank genome assembly.
AAAACAGACACAGACCAACGACUGUCUCCGUGCGCGGGUUCCGGCGCACAGCUCAUUUUCCCAUGGCCAUGACGGCGAUGAUACCGCCCAAUGUGAUGCCGCCGAACGACCUGUCCUCCUUGCUACAGCCCUGGGCCGUUCAAGUUCUGAAGCUCUGCUUGAAGAAUGAUUCGGAGGAGUCUGCCCGAGGCUUCUUGCACUUCUUGGUGAACUACAAGUUACCGGAUGGGCAUCACAUCCAGCAGUUCAUCAAUCAUCCGCACCAUGGGAUGCUGGACAUUUUCUUACGAGAGAUGCUCUUGGGUCUCGCUCAUUGGAUCAGUGCUGCCAUACAGCAGUUGGACAUGCAUGUGCCGUUGCAAUCGUCUGUGCAGCAAACUUCCAAGCUGGAGAUGUAUCUCAGAGAGGUUGAGGAGAAGUCCUUUGAACAUGCGUGCAAAGAGUUCAGUGAUUUCCUCUACCACGUAAUUUUGCAGCUCUUAGGGCCUGAGCUCACCUGCGUGGCCAGUAGUUUAUCAGGCACGCUGGCCGAUGGCUUCACCAGCGACCGUAGUGUGGCAGCCUUAGCAGCUUGGCCGAGCUUGCUUUUGGCGCAGCUCGUGAACCUCUUAGAAGACAUGCGGGCAAAAGUUUUACGCAUUGCAUUGGAACUGGCUCCCUAUGAACGCUACGAGCCGCAGAAUGCCGUUUCCAUGAAGAGCAGCCUCGUGGUGCAGUUCUGUAGAUACUUCACUCUGCAGCAUUCGCGCGAGGAGUAUCGUCUCAAAGAGCAUGAGAUCAUGGACGACGACUUUCACGAGUCCAACUUCGGCAUUGUCUUAAUUGAUACCUAUGGAAGCUUGUUGAAGAUGCUUCAGCACGUGGAGCACUUGUACUUCAGCAGCGAGCAGCUCAUCGUGGCCGUGGACUUCGAAGGUGUCGAGCUGAAUCGGAAUGGCGCUUUGUGCCUGGUACAGAUGACUUGCCACGACAACCCCUCCUUGGUCUAUGUCUUGGACAUCCACGUUUUGAAGUGUUCGUUCAAUCCCUUCAAGUUGUCAACGCUCAAUGGCAUCUCGAUGCAAUUCAUCCUCGAAGAGUGUGACAAGAUCUUGAAACUUUGGUUCGACCCCAGAAAUGAUGUGGACGCCUUGUUUCACCAGUUUGGCGUCCAGUCCAACAACAUCUACGACUUGCAACUGGCCGACGUGGCGAUCCGGCGAUCCAUCAACGGAGAAGUGGCUGAGCGAGUCCUCAGUUUGCAAACCUGCUUGCUCAAGUGCGAAGGCCUAGACGAGACACAGAAGGGCUUUGCCGAGACCAUCAAGCAGUGGGGGAAGAGACUCUUCGAGCCGAAGGAAGGUGGAUCGUAUAAGGUCUUCCAAGAUCGCCCCUUGAGAGAUGAGAUUCUCAUCUACGCCGCACACGAUUCCAGGUACAUGCGGGUGCUCUAUGAGUGCUAUCGGGAGAAGCUGGCAUACCAGGAUCAAUGGAAGCGCUGGGUACAAUAUCACAGCCAUGAGCGGGGACUUUGGUACCGCCUCUCGCACGGAGUGGAGCCAACUUGACCGAUGAGUGGGGGCGGUGGAUGGUGGAUGGAGUCAAUGAACCAACACUGAUAUCGGGGUCGGGUGCCAAGCCCCAGGCCUCUCCAGCCC